CCGGCCUGCGAGGAAAAGUUCGCAGGCGGGGUGCGGGAGGCGCGGGAUGGAUGCGGGCCUCCCCGGGCUGCUCCAAAUAAGCGCCUUCUCCGAGUGUCGACGCACGUGCUCUUCCGGACUGUCUGGCCCGGGACGCCCGCACGGCUUCCGGACCCCGGAGACGCGCUUUAUUUGCUCGCUUCGAGGGGCCGCCGCUGCUCCUGCUGCUUCUCCGGACUCGCAUCGUUCGUCAGGGCCUUCCCGAGGAUGGCUGCUGCGCCCAGCGCCUCCUUGGCUCCUCCCUCUGUCCCUCUGGCGGCGUCGCUGUCGAGGCGUCCCUCGGCGUGGGAAGGCCCCCGGCGGGCGUCGGCCUGGGAGCAGCGGCGCUCGUCGGUCUUCGUGGACGCCGUGGCGGCGGAGGACCUGGUCGCAUGCCGGGACACGGACGUGACGCCUGUGUCCCCCGGCCAGCGGCACCACGUGGGCAUCUACGGCUGGAGAAAGCGCUGCCUCUACCUCCUCGUCAUCCUCCUCCUCGCCAUGGUGGUCAUGAACGUAGCACUCACCGUCUGGGUGCUCCGGGUGCUCGACUUCUCACUCGACGGAAUGGGUCGUCUCCGUAUUGUCGAAGGAGGCGUACAAAUCAACGGAGAUGCUGACAUCCUACAGGCACUCCACGCAACACAUGUACAGUCAAGGAGGGAUGACCCUCUCAAAAUAGAGUCUCCAAGGAACAUUACUAUGAAUGCGAGAAGUAAAGAAGGACGAAUAACAAAUAGGCUUUUUGUAGGUAAUUCAAUCGUUGAAGCGUUUGCUGAGGAAUUCCUGGUUCGCAAUACCGAAGGCAAGCUUUUAUUUCGAGCGGCCGACGGGGAGGUGGCAGUCGCUGCUGACACGCUACGAGUUACAGGACCGGGUGGUGUUAGGUUCGACGGCUCUGUGCAGACUCCCCUCGUACGCGCUGAAACCUUUCAGCAGCUCAUGUUGGAAUCUCCCACCAGGAGGCUAGUGGUCCAGGGACCUCAAGGAGUGCUCGUCGAAUCCAGGGCUGGCGAUAUCGGCAUAUCCUGCCAUCGCAACCUCACGCUGAAAUCAAAAGAGGGCGAGGUUCAACUGGAUUCAGACCGGAUUGUCUUUCCGAACCUCCGAACAGCACUUCCUGCCUCCUCGGGAAGUCCGUACCAAAACGUGUACCAGGUCUGCGUGUGCCAAAGUGGAACUCUAUUUCUCUCGCGUGCAGAAGGACAGUGCCAAGCCGACGAGUAUGUGUGCAAGUGAUCGCUGCACAUGUGUCAAAAUCGGUCUCAAAACUGACUCCUAUUUGCCUGUGAGGCUUUCUUAGUCCGCGAGGUACAGACUGGAGUCAAGAUAAAAGAGGGCAAUGACACAGCUUACUUAGACGUGUAGACCUAACAUAGUUUAAUUUUUUAUAUAAUUUAUCAAACUCUAUAAUUACAACAACAAAAAAGAAAGAACAUGCUUUGAACUUAGACGAAACGUUUUAAACCCAUCAAUAUAAUGACAUUUACCUCUUGGCCCCAAACGAACUGUGCUGCAGUGGUGAAGCUACGAAAUGACAACUUCGAGACUACGGGAAACGCUAGAUUCCCAGUCAAGCAAUUUGACCAAGUGAGCUAUACGCGCUGCACAACCGCUUCGUUUGGAAAAAUAACUCAUUGCUCACAGGGCGCUUCGUGAUCUGAGAAGAAUUCUAGGACAGGCAUCGUGAUAUCUCUUUAUUGUGUGCCAGCAGCACUGAAAGCUGAUAAUGCCACUCAUUGCCAGCUAUCACGCUGAUUAGUGAGAAAUAAAACACCGCAUUAU
Messenger RNA from Ixodes scapularis (black-legged tick), 1803 nucleotides. Its product is annotated as delta-sarcoglycan. The record is from RefSeq and is a predicted model, not a curated record. The coding region runs from base 247 to 1257 and encodes 336 amino acids. NCBI's taxonomy places the organism in Eukaryota, Metazoa, Arthropoda, Arachnida, Ixodida, Ixodidae. Gene Ontology annotation, biological process: cardiac muscle tissue development; heart contraction. The transcript is spliced from 8 exons. Gene Ontology annotation, cellular component: sarcolemma; sarcoglycan complex.